Molecule: messenger RNA, 1670 nt
Organism: Meloidogyne enterolobii
Lineage: Eukaryota; Metazoa; Nematoda; Chromadorea; Rhabditida; Meloidogynidae
Source: the annotation of a GenBank genome assembly
UUCCGACAAAAUCGAAACAAAAAAUGGGCACACCAGCAAGACACGGCAAAAAACGAAAAACGUCAGCUACACCAGUGAAAAGUGCACCUAGUUCUGCCAGAAAAGCUCGAAAAGUAUUUGAACAACUUUCAAUAGAUCAAUUUGUACCAAAGCAAGUAGGUACACGUGUUCUCAGUUGUGGAGAAGGGGAGCAGUUAGGUCAUCCGGGAAGAAAUGUAACAAGAAAGCCCCGUGCAAUUGAUACUUUUGAUGAUGGAACUAAAUUUGUUCAGGUCGCUGCUGGUGGUGUCCACUCUCUUGUGCUUACCACGGAGGGUGCUGUCUUUAGUUGUGGAAUUAAUGAGAAGGGCACUGUACCAGUUCAUGGUCUUGAAGCUGAAGGAAGUACUGAUAGAUUUAGUGAAAUUGUCUUCUCACCAGAAAUUAAGCGUCUGGGAAAGGACACGCAAGGUGAAGUGAAUGUCCAUGAAAUGCUCAAGGAUAUCCAAAAGAAACCAGUUGUGGUCAUUAAACACAAAAGCAGACAAAAAUGGCAUAUUGUUAAGAUUGCUGCAGGAGAGAAUCAUUUGGCAAUGCUUUCCUCGGAUGGAGAACUUCUUACUUUUGGUGAAGGAUCUAUGGGCCAACUUGGCCGUUCUACGCGUACAGAACAUAUUAGAUCGAAGUUCAUGGUCGAUCAAUCAGGCACCUCUUUAAUCCUUCGUGUACUCGAAAAACAUCAAUUCAUUCGAUUUGUUAACGUUUGGGCCAAUGGAUUUUGGACUAUUGCUCGAGCAGAAGAUGGACGUCUUUUUGCCUGCGGUUUAAACAAUUUUGGUCAAUUGGGCGUAACUGCAACACCUGCAAAUGAAAAGAAAACUGGAAGAAGUCGAGGACGACGUUCUGAUUCAGAUCAGCAAAGAAAAGAAAAAAAUAGAGAUCAACAGGGGGCAGAUACUUCGACAACAAAUUCUUUUAAACAAUCAUCUGAAAGCAUGGAAAUUUCACUUAAUCAAUUAAAUGUUUCUUCUGCAAAUCAAAAUAGCAGUGAAGAUUCUUCCCAAGAUCCAGAUACCGAUGAAAAAACGGAUGGAGAAAUGAAACCUCAAAAAAGCGAGGAUGAUAGUAAUAAUGAGAAAAAAGAGGAAUUUAAAAAUGGAGAUGAAAAUGGAAAUGUUCCUGAACAAAAAGAAGUUAACAAGGUUGCAUUACUUACUUGGGCACAAGCAUUUCAGCCAGAACAUGUUUGGUCUCAUGUAUCAGGGGUCCAACACAUUGUUUGUCGUAAUGAGGAUGACAAUGCACUUGGUAUUGGUACUUGGGAAGGAAAUCAGGAUGAUCAGCAUUGGCGUUAUGACACGCUCCAACGAAUUACAUUACCUGAAAAUGUUCGAGCGGCAGGAAUAGAUGCAACACUUGGUGCUUCUAUUUUUUGGACUGAUGAUGGUAAUGUUUAUGGCUUUGGAUGUGAUACUGUUGGUCAACUUGGAUUGGGAAUUAAAGAUGAUGACGAGAAAGUUGUGCCUACUCCACGUAAAAUUCAUUCUGCACAUUUGGACAAUUUUCGUGUUAUUAGCGUUUCAUUAGCUGAUAACCAUGCGCUUUUUCUCGCUGAACCAAAUAUUACCGAUGCUUCUACUUCUUUGCCUCAAGUUGCUGCUGCUCCAGCUCUUAUAAAUACUUAUUGUUAG